Funneliformis mosseae is the source of this 621-nucleotide messenger RNA. The record is from the annotation of a GenBank genome assembly. NCBI's taxonomy places the organism in Eukaryota, Fungi, Glomeromycota, Glomeromycetes, Glomerales, Glomeraceae.
AUGGAUAACGAAAUUCAAAAAGAUCAAAAGGUUGAACAAGGAAAAGCUUUAGAAACGGAGGAAAUGGUUGUUAAAACUCUACCUGAACUUGCAGAUGUUUCCGAAACUAUUAAAAGUGAUAAGGAGGUAAAACGGGAGGUUGGCAUUGUAUUGAAUGAAGAUAUAGCUGAUAAUGAUAAAAUUGUUAAAGAAAUUAAAGAAAUGGAAAGUAAAAAAGGAUCAGAAGAUGUGUCACUUGAGAAACGAGUUAUUGAACUUGAUAAGAAUGAAACUGAUCGCGAUAUUAGAAGAGACGAAAAUGAAAAGAAAAAAUUUUCAAAAGAGGCAAAUGAAUCCAUUAGUGAAGAAGCCGACACUAAAGCAAUGGUGAAUCAAGAUGAAGAUGAUCUAGAAGAAGAAAAAGAGUUACUUUCAAGUGAUCGAGUACAAACUUUACUUCAAGCUACUUCUUCAACACCUUCAUCAAUAGUUACCGAUGUUGUAGAAUCUAUGACCAUGCCUGGAUUUAAUAAUAAUGUUGUAAAUGCUUUACAUAUUAGUUUCUGGCACCUCGUUUAUGUUAUACAUUGGCGUGAUAUGGUGAUAGAAGAGGCAGCUAUGGCCGCAAAGAAGGAAGAUUAA